Molecule: messenger RNA, 2692 nt
Organism: Schistocerca gregaria
Lineage: Eukaryota; Metazoa; Arthropoda; Insecta; Orthoptera; Acrididae
Exons: 4
Coding region: 596-1126 (176 amino acids)
Biological process (GO): vesicle-mediated transport; protein transport
Cellular component (GO): intracellular membrane-bounded organelle
Source: RefSeq, a predicted model, not a curated record
GUGCUGCGAGCUAUGCGAACGUAGCGGGCGGCGUUACACACCAACAGCGGGCGGCUGCCACGCCCUCCGGCAGUUCUGGUGCUGCGAUUACUAAGGCCCCUAUGACGCUUGUCCGGCAGCCGUCUACGCAGCACCUAGAGCACGGCCUUGGUAUGGAGAGCCACACGGCGCUUUUGACACCCACACGACACGGGCCGUUGCGGUCCUGAAGUCACACGGCGGCCGUGGAACAGUCGGGCACGCCUUGAGCAGUUCUCACGGCGACGGGUCUGACAGUGGGACCUUGUUAAACAUGUGUCAGGCACGCCACGGCUCGGCAGUCUUCGAGGCAAACAACUGCAGGACGACUAACCCUCUGACUGAACACGCUGAGCUACCAUGCUGGCAGCCAUCAUUCUAUCCAUGUAGGAGUGACGGCGAGACCCAAACUUCCAUAUUUCAUCAAUCAUGACCUGCACUCGUACAUCCUCUGUGUAUAUUCCCACACAGGUCAGAUGUUGUACUGGAAAGUCCCUUACCUGGUAUCUGUCUCCUACAACCGACAGUAUCAGGCAGACGAUGUGGCAACACUGUAACGGCAAGCGACAGGUGCGCCAUGAUCAAGCUGGUGCUGGUGGUGAACGCGGCCGGGAAGGUGCGGCUGAGCAAGUUCUACGACCCGCGGCCGGCCGAGCCGCAGUCGCAGCAGCGGCUCACCCGCGGCCUGCACUCGCGCCUCGCCGCGCGCCAGAAGCACAACUGCAGCUUCUUCGACGUCAGCGACCUGCUGGGCCCCGACUCCACGGCCGUCUACCGCCGCUACGCAGACCUGUUCGUCGUCUUCGUGGCCGACGGCGCCGAGUCGCCGCUCGCCACGGUGGACCUCAUCCAGGAGUUCGUGGACGCCGUCGACCGCUGCUUCGGCCUGGCGUGUGAGCUGGACUUCGUGUUCCACGCGGACCAGGUGCACCACAUCCUCAACGAGGUGCUGCAGGGCGGCCUGGUGCUGACCGUGAACUCGGCAGAGAUCGCCGGGCACGCGCUGGAGCAGCAGGCCGCCGAUGACCGCCAGGCCAGGCCACUGAGGGCGGCGGCCGCCCAGGUGCUCAGCUCCAUACAGGAGUUCCACGUCUUCCACAGUACGUGACACCCAGAAACCGAGCGCUCCAUCCAGUGGUUUGUCUGAUCCCAAAACCCUGCAGCAGGCCAUCAAGGACUGCAUGAUCUGGCCUCUGAGGGUGGCCACUGUCCAGGGGCUCAGUUCCGUACAGGAAUUCCAUGUCUUCCACGGUGUGUGACCCCCCAGAAACUGACACCUUCAUCCAGCGGUUGGUCUUCCAGUGUCUGAUCCCAAAACUCUACAUAAGGCUAACAAGGAUUGCCAGGUUAGGUUGCUGAUGGCAGCCACUGUAGAGGAGUUCAGUCUUCCCCAGUGUGUGACCUCAGAAUCCACCAGCUGAGUCUUGGGGUUCAAAGUCUUUCACCGUUUCUGGACCCAAAACCCAACAACAGCCUAUCAAUAAGCGCCAGACCGUUCCCAAAGACUGGCAGCUGCCAGGUGCUAAACUCCAAGCAAGAGUUCCACAUUUGCGACAGCAUCUGACCUCAAAAGUGAACAGCUCCAGCCAGCUGUCCAAUGUCCUUCAGUGCCUGAUCUCAAAACUCAACAGCAGGCUGACUACGACCACCACCACCACCACCACCACCACCACCACCACCACCACCGCUACCACUGCCACCUAAUUUUGUUACAAAGUGGGUCCAACAGAAAUUUCAUAAGUAGAAACUGGGGAAGCCAUUGUUUCCUGCUGCCUCUCACACAAAAUGUAUCAUCUCAGUUUUUAGAAACUGAAUCAUUACUUAAUGAGUAAAGCUGAAUAAAACAGACUUCUUCAUGCAUCAUGAAAUGCCGCCUGCAGCGGAAAACAUUCCAGUAAACUGAAAUUGUGCACGCUAUGCCCUACUGUCAUGAGAUAAAAAAACGCAUUUCUAACAGCAUUAUACAUCGUAAAUACUAUAUGAACACGACCAACAUGUUUAAUGUUCUUCCAAAAUGUUAGACUGAACGAAAAAUACUCCAAGAGACGACUGCACAGUCUCAUUACUUUUUCUGGUGUUCUACUCUCUCGUAACGAAAAUAUACGUAAUUUCAUUUCCGUUGAAAUUCGAGGACAGCGCCAAGAAAAAGAAAAUACAAAUCAAUCAGCGCAUCUAGUACUAAAACGGACAUGCCCAAGAUACAAGUUAGCAUUUCUACUGUGUAGUGCGUAACACAGUGCAGUAAGUACAUAAAUACAGGAUGCAUACCAACGAGGAAAUUUGUGCCUUAUACGGCACUGAAAUUGUUUUGAGUGUGUGCAUGCAUUUCUUCAAGUGUCAUAUGAAUAUGCAACAGUGUUUUUAAAGAUUACCUAAUUUUGCUCUUUCAGGUAUCUUCAGUAAACUCUAGUGUUGCCGUAUGAAGCAAUAUCCACAUUUAGUAAACCAACGUAAUCACUCCUACCUGAAAGUGAGCCAGAAGUAGCCUUCUUGUGUUCCUAACUAGAAAUUUUUGUUAAACAAAUGUUGGCAAUUUAUUUUCUUGGACAUUUUUAUAUUUGAUUUUUUUUCACAGUACAUGUUGUGAAACUGCAAAACUUGAUAUCAUACAGUGCCAUGAAAUACCUUUGUGGUACAGUGUAAUAAAUAUUUUAUCAGUAUCAGAUAAAUGUAA